UAAUUUCACAUGUAGAACACACUACAUUUUUCCCUAAACACAACUCCUGUAGUUUAAAAUUUAGUCAAAAAUGGACUGGAACUAUCACAACAUAAAACUCACUUAUUCCAAGACCACGUUACCAAUUUCAAAAGCAAAACAUGUCUCAAAACUUGGAUCCGGCUCGUUCGGAAGUGUCCUUGGAAUCACAAAAUUUCACCAUCGUCUUGGAGAGACGACCGCUGCUGUAAAACUAAUUCCUGUUUCAAACAUGAGUCGUCUCCAUGGAAAAAGUCCAUGGUUACGUGUUCCACAAGAUGAUAACGAAACUUCUACGUCUUCAAGUUCAUUUUCAGGCUCCCUAAUUUCCCGUGAAGUUGAAAAUUGUUUUAAAAUUGCUCACCCGAAUUCAGUCUUCACGUAUAAAUUUGGCUUCACAUCGUUGCCCAAAGAACUCAUCGAGUUGUACAAUUUGCCAUCGACAGAAAAGGAUCAGAGUUAUCAUGCGGAUGACUACGACUCCUGCGCCUCUGAAACUAGACUGCUUGGAAAAUUUGACUAUUUCGGAAGGAAGCAUGGAUUUGCGGAUGCUCUCUGGAUUCAGAUGGAGCUUUGCGGUCCAACUUUGCGAGAUUGGCUGGAAGACAAUUUUGACGCAAAGGACUUUCGCGUUGCAUUACUUCAGUUGGGAAUUGUGCGCGGAAUUAUCGAGGGAGUGAAAUUUCUUCACCACUUGAACAUUAUUCACAGGGAUAUAAAACCGGAAAAUAUAUUUUUCUCGAACCAUCCCGGAUACGUGCUUCCGGUUAAGAUUGGAGAUCUCGGGCUUUCGAGGAGGGUGGUGGGAGAGGAAAAUUUGGUCUGGGGUGAAAGUGCAGAAAUUUUUUCCGACGAAAGUGCCCAACUCACUGGUAAUGUUGGCACACCAUGCUACAUGGCACCAGAAGUUGGCCAGAGCCAGGCCAACUACAGCCUGCAAGCUGACCUAUUCGCCGUUGGCCUAAUUAUGUGGGAAGUAUUGGAAUUUGAUAAGAUCCGGGGUAAUCGGACAUCAAUGUUUUACGACCUGGUUUACGGUGGAAUUGAAGAUAUCGUUGAUAACCACAGGAUUAUCAAAAAUUCUAAAGAACUGAUCAAAAAUCUAACCAAGAGAGAACCAAUUUUUCGGAUGCAUUCGAUUCUUGACGUCAAAUUAGACGUUCCCACGUCUUCAACCUUUUUCGCCAGAGAUACCGCCGAGUUCGCGAACUGUUUGGAAUUUUGCUCCGACGGAGACACCAUCAAUCUGGGUGUAGGAACCUUUGUCGGAGAAUUUUGCAUAAACCGGAACAAUAUCACGGUUCAAGGAGAUGCGAAAUUUGGCUCAAUAAUUACGAGCAGUUUCUGGGGUUUGUUAAUCCAAGGCGAUAGAAACACCGUGAAGAAUAUAAAAUUUGAUACUUGUGACAUCGAGUGUAUCCGAAUUCAUGGGUCUUACAAUACUGUGAGCAAUAUUGUCAUGGCAGACUCGCUUUACGGCAUUGUGACCUAUGCUGGCCCAAAGUUAGGAUUUUAUGGUUCUUAUAAUAACAUUAGCAACGUGUCCUGCACCGACGUAAAUUAUGGGGUUGCGAUGAUGGGGAGCCAUAACAGGGUGAAAGAUAUUACAAUUAAUCGCUUGAAAAAGGAUAACACACACUUUGAGGGCAUUACGGUCACCUGGAGUGUCGAUAAUCAGGUGACAAAUUAUACUGGGACAGGUUUCCUAUCUGCACAACGCGACAUAGGAAUUAAGGUUCGGGAUGGUUGUGCCACAUUCAGAAAUUGCAACUGUGGCCGAAUAGAAAGUCAUGGGAAUAACGUUACCCUGGAGAAUGUAGUGGCUGAUGGAGAUGUUACCAUUUCUGGAGAAAAUUAUAAUAUUGUGAAUUGCAGGAGUGAUGAGAUUUUAAUUAAGCUUAGGUAAAUUUUGUUACUUUAUAUCGGUGGGAGCAUCACAUCAUUGGUUAUAGCGGAAUGCUAAAAUUCAUAGUAAUUUGACGUAGUAUGAUAAUUUGUAUUCGAGAGAUAGCGAUUAACUUUAUCUUUCU
Folsomia candida is the source of this 2048-nucleotide messenger RNA. RefSeq lists its product as uncharacterized. The transcript has 2 exons. Bases 71 to 1924 code for a protein of 617 amino acids. Gene Ontology annotation, molecular function: ATP binding; eukaryotic translation initiation factor 2alpha kinase activity. Gene Ontology annotation, biological process: protein phosphorylation. NCBI's taxonomy places the organism in Eukaryota, Metazoa, Arthropoda, Collembola, Entomobryomorpha, Isotomidae. The record is from RefSeq and is a predicted model, not a curated record. Gene Ontology annotation, cellular component: cytosol.